AUGGUGCGUGAAUUAUUGCGGACAAUGGCCAAAUAUAAUGAGAAGACGAUAACAUCGAUGGGAAUGUACUUGAGUAAAAAGGUCUUAAAUUUGUAAGGUUUUUUUUUUAACUCUUUCGAAAUUCAGAUCGGAAUACCAUCGACUUCUGAAUUGAACUGCAUUGAAUGGAAUCAAAAUAGACAUUUCAUUGCAACUGGUGGGACGAUGGGAACUUUGAAAAUCGUCAGAUUAGGUUUGAAUUUUCGUAACAGGGGAAUAAUAUUUUUCUUCAGAAAGUGGAGACACGGUGAAAGGUUCUAAUAGUCUUUCUGUGAACCAAGCUCUGGAUGGUCAUAGCGGUAAGAUUUUGAGAUUUAUACAAAGGAGCAAGUGCGCUCUCAAAAGUUCUUUUUUCAAACUGAUCAUAUUUUUGCAGGGCUCAAAAAAAGUUUACACAAUCAAAAAAAUUUGAGCAAAGUCAAAAAAAAGCCGCUAUAGUAUUUAGUCAACUUCAACAAUUAAUUAGUAUCACUUCUUACGUCGAAACGUUUAUCCCUUUCUUUUUUUCUCGACUUGAAGUUAUCGUUCUCUCUCCUACAGGCGCGAUACUUUGUAUAGCGUGGAAUGAAGUUCAACAAAAACUCACCACGAGUGACACAAACGGGUUGAUCAUUGUUUGGGGAGUUUCGAACGAUUUUUGGAAUGAAGAAAUGAUCAACAACAGGUGAGAUUAAUAUCCGCAAAAGUUAUAAAAAUAUUUGUUCAAGAAACAAAAGUGUAGUUGUCGGUAUGGGUUGGAACUGCGAUGGAACAAAAAUCGCCAUUGCAUACGCUGAUGGUUGAGUUUCUCGAUAUUCUGAUCAAGAAUCUUCUUUUUAAGGACAAGUGAUUGUUGGAACAUUAGAAGGAAAUCGGAUAUGGAACAAAGAUCUACCAACGACUUUAGCAAGAUGCGAGGUUUUUUUCGAUUUUUGUAGCUGAUAUCUUGAAAAUCUGGGUUUAAGUGGGCGCCGGAUGGUAACAAUUUGCUUUUUGGAACAACUGAUGGAGAAGUUCACGUCUACGACUCGGUUGGGAAUUUUUUGGUGAGAUUCGAAUAGAUUGCGGUUUUUAUUAUAAGAAUUUGCAGCAAAAGAUCAAUAUGGUCGCUUUGGAGACAGUCGAAAUGGAGACAGCUCUAGCUAGUGAGUAGCUCAUUUCCGAUUAUUAUCAUUUUUAGAUCCAAUUCAGUUGAUAAUACUGAACCAUUCAUACAGAGAUAUUAUAUCUCUAUUCUAGUAAUUUAAGUAAAAAUCUUCGUUUUGAAAAAUUGGGGGAAGAGGUAUAUUUAUCUUCUUAAGUUUUUGGUUGGGCAUUUUGAACUGGUGCAAAAUUUUAAAAUGUUUUCUGAUAUCGUGAAAAAUUUGAGACAAUAAAAAAACUGUGAAAGAUCAGUUAUUUUUCGAAUUUCGUUCUCCAAGUUGCAUGUUUAAAGGAGAUCUGCAUCGCGAACCAAUCGUCGACAUCAAAUGGUGGUAUCCGACCUUCAAAACGAAAGUUGAAAGAGAUGAAUCAAGCACACUACGUAAAUUUCGUGAGAAGAUAUCAUAUAUAAAAGAUCGUUUUCAGUGAAUGAAAAUAUCGAAUCUUCAGCUGCUCUCAAAUUAUCGAAAAGACAGGCAAUCGAUAGAUCUCAGGCGGAUUUGUACCUGGUAAGCAAAAAAUUGUGGAUCGCAUGGAAAAUCAUUUUUGAAAAGUUCAACUUUGGUGAUUUCAUACAGAAUAAACGGCCGACAAAAUUUUUGACUAUAAUCUACAGUUUUAAACUUCCAAUUAAAGAUAAGCCGGAUUCAAGAAAAAAUCAUUUUUCAGUGGACUCAGGCCUACACAGACCGUCCGCGACUUUUUGGUGGCCUACGCGCACGGAGUUAUGCAGCUGAUGAAAGUGGAGAAUGAUCAAUGUAAGUGCAAUUGUUAAAUUUCUAGUUCUUGAAAUUUUUCAUACAAAAAACAAGUGAAGCAACUAACCUAUUACUUUUUUUAAUGCUUUUUCCAAAUCGAGGUCCUCUACAAUAAAGAAUUCUACAAUCUCUAUCUGAUUUCAGCACCCAUCAUUGUUCGUUUCCCGAACUUCAAAAUAACAUGCGCUAGAUGGGCACCAAAUGGUUCCUUCAUAGCGGUGCCACCGUUUUUUGUUUGAAGAAACCUUUCAAUUACUCUAGGUGACCGGAUUCCAAACAGACAUGCCUCAGAACGAACAAGCUGUUGUGCAUAUCGUGUCGGCAUAUGGAAAGGUAUGGAAAGCUUUUUUUUUUUGAAAAAUUGACUUUGCUCAGCUUUUUUGAAUGUCAAAGAAUGAAUGUGGAAAAAUUAUUCUUGCAGAUGAUAUCCUUUCUUCGGGUGAAAGAAACGAAAUCCCUCACUGGAGUUGCCUGGGAUCCUAGUGGACUCCGUAUUGCUGUAACUACAGAUAGCAACGUUUACUUCGGCAAUAUCAGGCCGCAGUACAAGGUUACACUCCAUUCAUUGCCAAUUUAAUCAAAAAGUUAUCAUUAUCUUGGAACAUCUUCUUUUCAAACACUGCUCUGCAGACCAUAGGAAAAAAUUCAAAAAAUUAUUUUCGCAAUAAAGGAUUUUUUUAAAAAAAACCGGUUUCUAGUGGGGUUACUGUGGUCACACCGUGAUUUACGUCUACGAGAGGGAGGACCGCAACGAAUUCGCCGUUGUUUUUUAUGAAACCAAGGUUUUCUAAACAUUAGUAGAUCUGAGAAAUUUUCAUAUUCAGUUGGAAGAAGUUUUCACCAAGUCUGUCACGAAAUUUGAGCAAAUCGCUUGCCAUGAGUCUUAUUGUAUUCUGGUGAACCAACAGAACGACACUAAUGGAACUGUAAGUUUCAACAGAAUUUAUUAUUUUCGAACUUGAAUUUUGCAGUAUUUUGCCCAGUUGUGUAACGGCAUUGGAACUGCGCUGGACUUCAAGGUUUUAUUUUCCUAUGUUCUGAGAGGAUUUUUGUUUUUCAGUACACGGACGUAAUCCCUCGAUGCGUGACGUUGAACAACUCGGCUGCGGUCAUUGCCGGAGGAGAAUCCUACUUCAUCUGGCAUUUCGUUCUUCCUCAACGGAACUCGAUGAACUUGGCAUCGAAUAAUGGCAAAGAAGAUUUGUGAGCCUAUCUUUUGUAGUUCGUAAAACUAUUUAUUUUCAGAAUCUAUGCUCUUGAGAAUCCUCCAGUGGGAAGUGAUUUCGGAACGCGGAGAAAGGUAUGUGCUUAAGAAAAUAAACUUUCAAUGAUACCUAACUUUUGUUGCAGUUUCAGCGUGGAAAUGAUUCUAUCAGCGCUUUGUGCAUGGCUGACACCUUUUUCCUUGCGGUUUGUCUUCAAUUUCAUGGUUUUCAGUGAAAAAAUAAAUUCAUUUUUUGGUUUUUGAAAAUCAUUCAAUCAUGCGAUAAUUGCUAUUUUUAAAUUUUUAUCAAUUUUCUGAGAUAUAUGAUGACCUUUCAUUGGUCUUGAGUAGGACAGUUCAAAAAUAAAAUAUUUCAGGCCUGCGAAUCGGGAGCUUUAUUCAAGAUCUCCAUCGCCGACGGUUCUGUGCUCCAACGCUACUCCGUACCACAGAACAUUGAAGCGAUGCAAAUGAACUGUACUUUCCAACGAAUCGCCGCAUUGGGUUUAUAUUUCUCCUAAAACGUCUUAUUUUAAUUUUCUAGACAACAACAACAUGCUACAGUUCUUCGAAAUCGGAGAAAAUUCGUUGAACAAACUGCAGAAUCUGGACCGUCGAGACGUUUGGAGCUUUCGCUGGGACUCGGUGAGCAAAUUAGCUACUUUUUUUUUCAAAAACAAAAAAGAAUUCAGGAAAAAGAAGACAUGAUUGCUUUGAAUGAAAAGACGAAGAUGAUAGUUUUGAAGGGAACUGUCGCAGAAGAACCAGUUUCGAGCUCUGGGUAUUAUUUUGGGCAUCGAAAAGAAAAGAAAAACUUUUUUUCAGGUAUAUCUGUUCUUUCCGUGGGCUCACAGUGAGAACUGUUCUCGUGGACAAUUUCCUUCUGAAUCCUGAGCAUCCUGAAAAGAAAAACGUUCACGAUAUUGAAAUAAAGGUUAGCACAGUAGUUCAUCCACAAUGAUUGGAAACCGUCUAAUCUGUCUGCGCUCUCUUAUCUUUCUUUCGAAUGACUUAAAUUGAGAAAGACCUUUUUUUAAAUAGAAAAAAACCAUAAAAUCCAGUGUUUUUUUAUUUAAUUUCCCUGAUUUCUAUGAUGAUGCUGACUUUAAUCGACAAAUUGCCCUUUUCAAUCUACAUUCAUUCCAAGCAUUUUUAUCAUUACUUAAUUUCCAAUAUUCCAGUCAUUGCGAGAUGCAAAAUACCUUCUUGAGCGGAUGAAAAUCGACGAGGCGACGGCGUUCAUUGAAAAGAAUGCUCAUCCCAAACUUUGGUUUCUUUCUCAUUAAGAUUCUUCAUUUAAUAUAUUUUUGUAGGAAGCUUCUGGCAGCAGUGGCUUUGAACAAAUUGGACAUCAGCACUGCUGAACAUGCCUACGUAAAUUUGUUUUCCUGAAAAAUUCAACACAAUCCAUUUCAGGUGAAGCUUGGCGAUUAUUGCGGAAUCAAUUUUUGCAAGAGAAUCAGUAAUAUUCAAAAUGCCGAGUUGAAAAAAGCGGAGAUCUUCGCGCACUUAGGAAAAUUUGAUGCUGCCGAGAAAACUUACUUGGGCAAUGAUAGACGGUAUGAUUCCAUUCUAUUAGCUUUUUAAAAAUAAAUCUGUUUUCGUGGUUCUCACAAAACGGAUAACAGGUAUAUGAAAGGAAACAAACUCUUGUUUAACAUUUCUCAAGGUAAUAAUUAAGGGAUCUGGCCUUGGCAAUGUACACAAAGAACUACGACUGGGUCAAAGUACUGCAGCUCCUACCAACUAAUGGAGAAGAUUCCUUGAGGCUGAGUGCCAUCAAACAUGUUGGCGACUACUUUUUCGAACGGCAUCAGUGGUUGGUCAUUCUCUAGAAAGUUCCUUGAAAAUAUAUUAAGGAGAGACGCUGCUGAGAAAUACGAGCAAUGUGGCGAUACCGAUCGGAGGAUUGAAACUUUGAUCCGCGGGAAUAUUUAUGGAGAGCUGGAAGAGCUAUCGCGGCACCUACCAGAUAAUCACGAAUACCUUGAGGUUGCAAUACAAAGAUUAGCGAUAAAACUCAAAAAACUUUUUUGAUAGACAGCAAAUGUAGCGACAUUGAUUUCUACUUGAGAUCACUGUUUCAAGAGAACUUUCCAGAGAAUCGGCGACGCUUUCACGGCACGAGGGAUGUGUGGCCAAGCGGUCGACUGCUUCUUGAAGUGCGGACUCGUCAAAAACGCUCUGCAAACUUGUAUCCAACUGAACCGCUGGGAUCAGGUAUAAAACUUCUUGAGAAGUCGAGUAAAUUUCUAAAUUCAGGCCGACGCUAUUGCUAAAACGCACAAUUUGGCAAAUGUGGAUCAGAUGCUCGCAAAAUACGCUGAAGAAGUGACUGGAAGCAAUGAAAGAUCUUUGUCGGCUGUUCAACUUUACAGGAGAGCUGGACGACUUCUUGACUCUGCCAAAAUUGUCUUCGAAGUUAUUCUCCAAAAAAUACCUUCAGUGAAUAGAAAAAGUUCAGAUAGCAGAGGAGGAGAAAAAAAGAUCCGCUCCUUAUAUGCGCCUGAAGAAAAUUCACGUGUUGGGAGCCCUAUUGAUCGAAGAACUUCACAACCAACAACGUUCCAAGAAAACCCACGAAAAUGAUGUGGGCUUCUUGAAAAGUAGUCAAAUCAAGUUAUUUUCCUAUUCAGACUUCGGCAACUUUGUCAGGACUGCUCGAGGAAGACAUGAAUGUCACUGUGGAAGAGUCUCGUCUUAUUGACAACGCUUGGAGAGGGGCUGAAGCCUAUCAUUUUUUGAUGAUGACUAACAGACAUCUUUAUCAAGGUGCAGAGAUUAUGAUAGCGCGAAAAGAGAAUAUGAUGAUGAAUUUAAAAUAAUCGAAAGAUAGAAAAAGAAAAAGUCAAAAGUUUUUCUGAUUAGUUAGAAUAUUUUCACUCUUAUCUAUUUAGGUAAAAAGUAACCACAUGAAAAAAACUUCCAGGAAGCAGCGAUGAUUAAUUAGUUCAUUAAAAAGCCCUUGAAAGACUGGAAACUGGAAAAAAUUAAAGGUAGCCUCUUAUAGUUUCAAAAUUCCUUGCUCUUUGUGAAUCGGUUUUAUUAAAACAAACCCAAGGUUUUCAAAAAUUACUUUGCUGUUUUUUUAUUAAAAAAAUGUUGCUUUUCUUCAAGUUCCAUGAAAAAAAUCGUUCAUUCGGAAAAAAAAUUGAAACUUAGUUACGAUUAUUUUUUUCCAAAAAUUUUACAACUUUCGAACGUCAAAGAAGCUUCACUUUAUCAAAAAAAUUUUCAGGAAACAACCAAGACGCAUUGCGAACAGCACUGGUCCUACUGGAUUACGAGGGCAUUCUGAACACUGCAGAAAUUUACUCGCUUGUUGGUAAGAGAAAAAAAGAUUACUAAAAAAAUAUUUUACUUACAGCUCUUUCCGCCUGUAUCGUUCGUCAAUUUUUGAUAUGCAGCAAGGCAAUGAUGAAAUUGGAGUCUUUGAAAGAUUUUUCAGACGACGAACGAGAAGCAUUGCGAAUGUUAUCGAUGAAGUUGUUCAGCGAGUUCGUGAAGUUUAAUUUUGAGCUCUGAAAGAUGUUUUUAGGUUCCCUCCUGUCGAGCAAAGAAAUUCGAAAAUGCAAUGCACGUCCUGCGAAGAGCAUGUUGGAGACUACGAUUUGUCCUGCCACAAGUGUGAAACCAAGGUAACGUUCAAAAUUAGAGACUACUUCAAGCCAGCUUGUCACAAAUUUUUUCCUUAAAGCUACAGUAGUCUUGUCUUUGAUGCGCCUUUAUAUCACUAAAACUUCCGUGCUGAGUUAUGCGCUUAUGCAAAGAUAGAGAUCACACGCAUCGAAAGCAAUGUUCUUUCAGUUCUAAAAAAAAAAGACAAACUGGCGCGAAAUGGACUAUACAGUUGAUUCGAUUAAUUAGUCAUCAAAACGGUAUGAUCGCAAGGGAUGACGUUGAAAAACUGCAAAGCCUUUUUUGAAGAAGCAAAAGAUUUGAACUCUUUUGCUCCAGAGAAACUUUGAGUCAUUAGAAAAAGCCCUUGCAUAUCGAAACUAUUCCAAUUACAGUUCCCGAAAUUAUGAUGCUUCAAUCCAAGUGCAACCAUAAAACUUCGAAACACGAAAAAAACGAAAAAAAGAAAACAAAAUGAAAAAAAAAACUAAUAUCUUCCUCUUCAGUUCCCAAUCUGCAUCGCAACUGGUCGUGCUCUACUGGACUAUCAGUUCUGGCUGUGUCUCACCUGCAAACAUCGAGCUUAUGAGCACGAAGUUGUCAAGUUCAAAGCGUGUCCUCUUUGCCAUUCAACCGCCUCCUUUUAG
Caenorhabditis auriculariae is the source of this 7388-nucleotide messenger RNA. NCBI's taxonomy places the organism in Eukaryota, Metazoa, Nematoda, Chromadorea, Rhabditida, Rhabditidae. The record is from the annotation of a GenBank genome assembly.